GGGGGUCUCGGACAGCAGGGGGCCAUGCCCGUUCGCCGGGGCCUGCCCCUGGGGCCGCUGCGCCUCUGCCUGCGCCGCUCCCUAUGCCGCCGCUGGCCGGCCCCGCUGCGGAGCUUGGGGCUGUACUGGCAGUACGGCCGGCUCUGCCUGCGCUCUCUGCUCUACAACUCUUUCGGGGGCAGCGACGCGGCCAUCGACGCCCUCUUCGAGCCCGUCUACUGGCUGGUGGACCACGUGACCCGCUGGUUCGGGGUGGUAUUUGUGGCGUUGGUGGUCGCGCUGACCGGCUCCAUCGUGCUCAUCGUCUACCUGUGCGUCCUGCCCCUCAUUCUGCGGACCUACUCCGUCCCCCGCAUCUGCUGGCACCUCGUCUACGGCCACUGGAACCUGCUGCUCAUCGUCUUCCACUACUACCAGGCCAUCACCACCUCCCCCGGAUACCCGCCUCAGGACAAGAACGAGGUUGCCACCGUGUCCAUCUGCAGGAAGUGCAUCUACCCCAAGCCGGCCCGAACGCACCACUGCAGCAUCUGCAACAGGUGCGUGCUGAAGAUGGAUCACCACUGCCCCUGGUUGAACAACUGCGUGGGUCACUUUAACCACCGCUACUUCUUCUCUUUCUGCUUCUUCAUGACCCUGGGCUGCUUCUACUGCAGCUUCAGCAGCUGGGACCUGUUCCGGGAGGCCUACGCCGCCAUCGAGAAAAUGAAACAGCUCCACAAGGACCGACCACAGGCGACGGUCAACCAGACCUAUCAACAGACCCCACCCCCGCCCUUCUCCUUCUGGGAAAGGUUUUCCCACAAAAGCAUCAUCUACCUCUGGGUCCUGUGCAGGGCUCCUCACUCUGUGGCACGCGGCCCUCAUCAGCCGGGGGGAGACGAGCAUCGAGCGGCACAUCAACAGGAAGGAGCGGCAAAGGCUUCAGAAGAAAGGCAAGGUCUUCAGGAAUCCCUACAACUACGGCUUCCUGGACAACUGGAAGGUGUUCCUGGGUGUGGACACGGGCAGGCACUGGGUCACUCGCGUCCUCCUGCCAUCCCGGCACCUGCCCCCCGGGAGCGGGCUGAGCUGGGACGCCCCACUUUGUGCCGGCACACGCCCCCUCGCCCUGAUGGCCGUGUAGCCGGGGCUCCCCCGGACUCCGACGUCGGCCAGUCACCGCGAGCCGGUCAGGCCCGGCUCCCGGGCCUCGGCCCGUCACGCUCAGCGGCCCCGGCCGGACCCGGUGGCGGAGGGCUGCGCUCAGGGCAGCCCCCACGCCCGCCCCCGGCUGCAGGAGGGGCCGGUCCCUUCGUCCCUGCAGCCAGGCGGACAGCUGACAGGGGGACUGAUUCCCUGGGGAGGAGGGGACCACUGCUGAGGAAAGAGCUCACUGUUACCUUUCCAUGUCUGCUAAGUGUGGCAGAAAUAAAGGGAUUUGGUUUUUUUUAAGAA
Tachyglossus aculeatus (Australian echidna) is the source of this 1437-nucleotide messenger RNA. RefSeq names its product zinc finger DHHC-type palmitoyltransferase 16 (gene ZDHHC16). The record is from RefSeq and is a predicted model, not a curated record. Gene Ontology annotation, biological process: protein palmitoylation. Bases 25 to 1434 code for a protein of 469 amino acids. Gene Ontology annotation, cellular component: Golgi apparatus. NCBI's taxonomy places the organism in Eukaryota, Metazoa, Chordata, Mammalia, Monotremata, Tachyglossidae. Gene Ontology annotation, molecular function: palmitoyltransferase activity. The transcript is spliced from 11 exons.